AAAAACCUGCACCCCAGCGUGGCCAUGACAACUGAAAAGCGGCGGUGGCUGAUCCCUACAGCCACACAGAAGAGCCUUGAGGCUGCUUUCCUCGUCGAUCGCUUCCCUUCCCUCUCUGACCGUCAGCGGUUGGCGACCGCCUUCGACGUGACACCGAGGAAGAUCCACACUUGGUUCCAGAAUAAGCGGAGCCGCUCGGGGCAGACCCCGAAGAAGGCGCCUCGCUCGAAGGCGCCUCGCUCAAAGGCGCCUCGCAUCCGCCACGGCGAGGCAUCCAAGACGGACGAGGUGGUCUUCGCGCCGGCGCAGAGCGCGGUGGCUCACGCCCCCCUUCCGUGCGCUCCACCGGCGAUGUGCCACGCGCUCACCGAUGCCGCGCUGAUGGGCUGCACGUACCGAGCGCAUGGAUACCUCACCGACAAGCAGGAGGGCGGCUCGCAGCUACCCGCACCUUCGCCCACCGCCUCGCCCGGCGCCUCGCCCGGCGCCCGCCCCCUCGACGUCUCGUCCGACCGCUUGCUCAACGCGCAUCACAACCACGAGCCAAGCCUCGACCUCACGCCCAACCUCGCCCCAAGCCUCACCCCGGUGGGCUCCUUCCGGGUGCUGUAUGCGGCACGGCCGCCGCCCGCCGGCCCGCCCGGGGGGGGCUCCUUCCUGGGGCCCCCCUGGGGGUGGUGGGCGGCCGUGCCCGGGUCCGGCACCAGGGGCACCACUGUGUGGCGGCUGCAGGUUCAGGUCUCCGCACGGGCCAUCGCACCCGCGCCGCUCCUGCCCAAGCCGCACCCGCACCCUGAAGCCGCGGCCGGCGAGAUGGAGCUACAGCUCCCUCUCGCCCACGCCGAGAUCGCGCCGGUGACCGACCCGCUGCUCGGCGAGCCGCUGCCGUCCCCGCCGCUGCUCGAGGUCUCGUCGAGCACCUCGUCGAUGGACCUGCUGGACAGCAUCGCCAGCCUGCUGUGAGCAAGCCUCCGCAUGUGGGCGCUCCCCCGAUGUACCGUUCACCGAGGAAUUCCGACCGGGACGAGAGAUGUGCUCUCCGUACUUCGAGAUGCUCUCCGUACUUCGAGAAAGAGACUGACUGAGAGCUAUAGCUCCGUUCGCGCUCGGGACACGUGGUCCUUCCUUGCAUGUAUCAUUGAAACAAGACACGCGCUCACGCGCCUAUACGCGG
This is a messenger RNA of Emiliania huxleyi CCMP1516, 1174 nucleotides long. RefSeq lists its product as hypothetical. The transcript has 7 exons. Bases 25 to 963 code for a protein of 312 amino acids. NCBI's taxonomy places the organism in Eukaryota, Haptophyta, Isochrysidales, Noelaerhabdaceae. Gene Ontology annotation, molecular function: DNA binding. The record is from RefSeq and is a predicted model, not a curated record.